Messenger RNA from Drosophila willistoni, 514 nucleotides. RefSeq lists its product as uncharacterized. Bases 158 to 514 code for a protein of 118 amino acids. The record is from RefSeq and is a predicted model, not a curated record. NCBI's taxonomy places the organism in Eukaryota, Metazoa, Arthropoda, Insecta, Diptera, Drosophilidae. The transcript has 3 exons.
UCUAACGAUUUGUGUUUUUUUCCAGGUGCAGGCGCUAGCAGAGGACGAGAUGGACCAGAUGAUUGCCAAGAUGCUGCACGAGGACUCGCAGGCGGUGCUGCUGCUGGCUGACAUGGAUUAACAGAUGGACGAGCUGCAGACGGACUAGCUUGACAAGAUGCUGGACGACGUAGAUGAGACGAUGCAUACGACGUUGGACAAGGAGCUGCUGUUUGCUGUAGUGGCGACUGGCGAGGUGGUGCAGACGGUUGCUGGUGGACUUCAGUUCAGCCUUAUAAAAUGCACAGCCCCUAUAGGUGGCUCUAUGGCCAUCUCCGCAGUUGCCACACUUUGGAGAUUGGCCAUCAGGAGAGGCGCAUUUGUCGGAUUUGUGCUGGCCAGCACAGACGGAGCAGAGCGGGGGAAGGCAGCAGUACCUGGCUGUAUGGCCAAAGAGGAGGCAGUUUUUGCAUUGGGAAUCUCCCUUCGGCCCUUUGCCUCUCGACGCGUACCUCCUGGCUGCCUAGGACCUUAA